Messenger RNA from Oryzias latipes (Japanese medaka), 1440 nucleotides. The record is from RefSeq and is a predicted model, not a curated record. Lineage: Eukaryota; Metazoa; Chordata; Actinopteri; Beloniformes; Adrianichthyidae.
CCCGCUGCGGCGGAUGAGGAAGACUCUGAGGCCUCUUCGGCCUCCCAGCCAGCCCCGGCCCAGGAGAUGAAGAAGAGGAAGAAGGUGGCCACCGCCGCCGACGGGGACAGACAGUACCCCUGGGGGGAUGGACACCAAGAUACAAUGGCGCGCUUUUGGCUGACACACCCGAUCUUCUACGAUAAAGCCCAACAGCACUACAAGAACAAAGAAAUGAGGAAGCAGCUCAUGCAGGACUUGAUUCAAAAGAACCACAAGGAGUGGGAGAAGAUCCUCACCCCCCUGCCCACCGUGGUCCAAGUGGAUGCACAUUUGCGCAACAUGCGCACCAGAUUUGUGAAGCUGCUGAAGCGUAAAUCUGCUGCCCCCGCGCUGACGUUGUCCUACAAGGAUCAGAAGAUCUGGGAGCGCUACCAGUUCCUGCGUCCGUACAUUCAGCGCAACCGCACCACAGCAACACACUGUUUUCCUGGCGUGCAGUCCAGAGGGGACGCUGCUGAGGAUGACAUUGAUGAAGAUCCCAGUCUUCAAUUGAGUCAGCGGGUCGGAUUGGGCGGUCAGCUGCCCUCCAGCUCUCAGACGCCGCCAAAAGGGAAAGGAAAGGUCAUGAACAGAAGACCUCUCACUUCGCCCACGCCAUCUACUGGUCCAGACAGCGAGGACGUGUCUGAGAUGGAGGUAAAAGCCAUCUUUCCUAAAAGCCAAAACUUUAAAGAUGAUAGCAACCUCAUAGUUCUAGUUAUAUUUUUCUGUUUGUGUCUUGCUUCCUCCUCCUCCUCCUUCUCAUUUUGCACGUAUGUGCAGCAAAUACUGCAGCAGGCCAAGGACCUGAUCUCGAGCAUCAGGGCUCCAUCGCGCAGUGAGCAUGAGAGGAGGGUCAGGGACUUCAGCAGGUAUAUGGAGUCAGAGAUGCUUCUAAUACCAGAGUCCUUAUGGGACGAGUGCAGCUUCUCCAUCAUGAACGUGAUCCGAGGCUUCAAGACGGCUCAGAAGCAGGGUCACCUGGCCCUGUCGCAGCAUCAAGCGUACCAGCAGAGUUUUGGGAGCCAGUCGUACCAGCAGCCACAGGGGGGGUAUUCCACACAGACUGGCAGCUUGCAGCCUCAUAGUGGUACCUUCCAGAAUCACCAGCAACCGGGCACUUUCCACCAACAGAGUGGGACCUUUCAGUAGCUGCAGCCGCUGUGGAACGGACCCACCGUGGUCAGCAGUUCCGUCUGGACGCCAGCUGGGGCAAACGCUUGUGGACUUUGGCGUUCAUCCCGUGAGGAAGAGGAAGACUACGGCUGGAAUCGGCAAAUGUGUGGCCAACCCCAACAGCUGCUAAGUGGGCAGAGUUGAGCAGGACUCAGACUUGCUUUGUAAUUUUUUUACAGCUUGUCUAUUUGUACGCACUGUUUGCACUUACAAAAUAAAAUGUGCAUUGAAGUGAGAAGCUGA